GUAGUAACAGUGCGAUAAUAAUCAUAUUUAAGUGACAUACUUACUCACAUUUUAUAUAAUAAACGACAAAGAUUAUUGUUUUGUGCAGUUUACUAUUAUUUAAAAGAAACUGUGAUAAAUGGAAAGUAAUUAAUUUAAAAAUAAUAAUAAUAAUUAAAAAAAAUAUAAAAGAAUUACUCAUCCAACUCAUAUAUACGUUCGUCAAUACCCUCUAACUAAUAAUAUAUGUAUGUAUAAAAAAUAAAAAGCAAGUCUAAAUUCAAAAUAGAAAUUGUUUAAUAAAAAAUAAAAUGAAAUGUUUUGUCCAGCGAAUGAAGCUUUUCAAAAUAUUACUGAAAAAACAAAAUUAAUUGCACAAAAAUGUUCACAACAAAUUCGUAUAGCAACAGCUGGAACAUUAUCUUCACAACAACAGCAGCAACAACAACAGCAACAGCAAAAUCAACAAUGUCAUCAACAGAAAUCAAUUCAAUCAACAUUAGAAGUACCAAAUCAAUAUGACCCAUAUCAACAACAACAACAUCAAAAUCAGCAAAAACAUAAUCAUUAUAUGAGUAUUAGUUUGCCAACAUCACCAGCUGGCUAUAAAAAUUUCAUUGAUAUCGAAAAUAUCGAUGGGAAUUUAUGUAGUACUAAUUAUAAUAAUAGUAGAAUUGACAACAAAGUAGGUGGCGGUAGUUCAAAUAGUAUUUUAGAUGAUAAAUAUAGUAGUAAUAAUAUUAGUGAUAAAAAAAAUUUCGUAUCAGAUACUAAUAUUAUUACAAAUAAUGAAAAUAAUAGAAAUUUAAAUAAUGGUGCAUAUUGGAAACGUAGAACAAGUGAUACAAAUGUUAAUUCAAAUCAAAUAAAUAAUGGUAAUGGUGUUAUACAAGGGACACAGUCUUUAAGUAAAGCAGCAACAACAAAAUUAGGAUCAAAUUUUAAUAAAUAUUUUUAUUCAUGUACUGGCGGUACACUUCGAAAUUUAGCAAAAAAAUAUCAACAACAAAAAAAUGCUUGCAGUAGUAAUAACCAAAGUAAUACCACAAAUACAUCAACGACGAAGUGGUAUGUCAAGCAGCCUACUUGGCGAUUUUGGGGUGAGGAACGUGAAAAGGAUGCAAUAUUUACAGUUUACUUAAAAAAAGUUCGAUAUCAUCGGCCAAUUAUGAUUUCAAAUCAAGAUUCUGAUGAUGAAAUUUCACAUUUAGAAUGGGAAACAGUACGUGUUCGCUUUGUAAAAGCAGCAUCAUUACCAAGACUUGUUGAAGCUUUAGCGACUAAUGAUGGUGAAUUAGAGAGUACAUUUAUAAUGGUAUUCUUAACAACAUAUCGAACAUUCUCAAAUGCAAAAGAAAUAUUAGAUUUACUUUAUAAACGUUAUGACACUCUAACCGAAUUAAUUUUACGAAUUAAAGAAAAACAUUCAAAUAAUAUUUCUUCUUCAUCAGCAUCAUCAAUAGCUUCUUCAUCAUCAAUAAAUUCACAUAAUAAUUCUUUUCAUCUUCAUUAUCAAAAUGGUGACAUUUCAUCAGAUACUCGGAUAUGGGAUGAUAUUACCAAACCCGAUAUUCCAAAUGAAACAAAUUAUGAUUCUGAAGAUUUAUUAACAAAACAUGAACAACAUAAAAAAACUCUAGUCUCAGCUCUUCAUGUCUGGCUUGAUGGUUUUCCAGAAGAUUGGAAUGAAGAGAAUUUACGUCAUUUAUUGGCAUUUAGUUCAAAACGAUUACCAAAUUCUGAUUUGCAUAUGAAGGUUUUACAUCGUUAUGAAAGAUGUAUAAGAUUGCAGGCUCAGCAAAAUCAUCAUCACCAUUAUCAUCAUACUGGUAGUUUAAGCGGUAAUCAUCAUGCAUUACCAUGGAUGGAACAAACUUAUUCAGAUUUAUCAGAACAAUUUUCUGGGUUAUGUUUGGCGCCUGCAUUUCGUGGAACACCAGGUCAUUUAUUACAGGCUUAUCGUUUUCCACAUAUACCAGUAAAACAUUUUGCUGAACAAUUAACGAGAAUGGAUACUGAAUUAUUUAAAAAAGUCAUACCACAUCAAUGUUUAGGAGCAACAUGGACAAAACGAGAUCAACAUGAAGCCGAUACUGUUGUUGCAACUGUUAAUCAAUUUAAUGCUGUAUCAUCUAGAGUUAUUUCAAGUAUAUUAAUUGAACCUAAACUGAAAUCUCAGGAAAGGGCUUUGAAUAUCGCAACAUGGAUUGAAAUAGCUCAAGAAUUAAGAUUGCAAAAAAAUUUUUCUUCUUUAAAGGCUAUUGUGACGAGUUUAGAAUCCCAGCCCAUUUUUAGAUUAACUAAGACAUGGAAUGCAUUGCCAAAGGACAAAUGUGAACUCUUUAGAGAAUUAUCAAGGAUAUUUGCUAAAGAUAUGUCAGAAAUUCUACAACGUGAAGGCACUGCUAAGAUAGCCGAUACGGUUGGAGAGAAUGAUAAGCAUAUGGUUAAAGUCCUUAAAGGACAGGAUCAAAAUAUAUCACAUGGCACAAUACCUUUUUUGGGUGCAUUUCUAAGUGAACUAACGUAUAUAGAUGCUUAUUAUCCCAGUUAUAUUGAAGAAAAUUUAAUCAAUUUUAGUAAAAGACGUAAAGAAUUUGAAGUUUUAGCACAAAUAAAAUUGUUGCAAGGUGCUGCCAAUGUAUAUAAUUUUCCAGAAGAUCAUCAUUUUGAUAGAUGGUUUGCAUCGAUGCUAGUCUUAGAUGACCGUGAAGCUCAUGCACUGUCAUGUCAAAUAGAACCACCAUCAGAGCCACGGAAACUAAAUAGUAAUAACAACAACAAUAAUAUCAAUAAUAAUAAUAAUUCAUCACCAUCAUCUGUAUCAACGGUUUCAAAUAUAAUUGGCCAUCGAAAAACAGAUUCUGUUGCAUCGAAUUCAAGUAGUGGCGCUGGUUCACAUACAUUCUAUUAUGAACUUAAUAAUGGAAGUAAUAGUAUAUCUUUUACAGAAAGCAAUUAUUCAAGAAAUAAUAGUUUAGGUCGUGAUACAAUACCACCAAAUUCAGUUUCAAUGAUGUCAGCAUCAAGUAGUGCUUCAAAUAUUUCCAUUGAUUCAUCGAAUUCCGGUGGUCAUCAAAAAUCAUCCUGUACAAAUAAUUCAAAAAGUAAAAUAUCAAAUGGUAAACUAUCAUCUACAGGAAUUGUUACAAAUGAUGGAACACCAAUAAUCAAUGCACAAUUAGUACAGAGUCCUGGACAAAAAAAUUCUACACCAGAUUUUUAUAUAAUUCGUGUUACAUUAGAAGUAGAUAAUAGCGAGGAAAUGGAUGGUGUUGUUUUAUAUAAAAGUAUUAUGUUAGGGAAUAAUGAACAUACACCACAAGUAAUAAAAAAUGCUAUGAUGAAAUUAGAUAUUGAAGGUGAUCCAGACCAAUUUACAUUAGCUCAGGUGCUACCCGACAAAGAAUUAGUGAUGCCACCAAAUGCAAAUGUUUAUUAUGCUGUAAAUACACAAUACAAUUUAAAUUUCAUUUUAAGACGAAAGAAAAAAUAAAAAAAAUUUAUAAAUAUACUUACAUAGGAAAACGUUUAUGACUACAAAAUAUGUUUUUAUGAAAAUUUAAUUCUUGCAGUAUAUCAAAUAUAUAUUUAUAUUUAUUUUUAAUAUUGAAUAGUUUAGAAAAUAGUAUCUGUACGGCAUAAACAAAUUUUGUGCCAAAAGCCUCAAUUAUAAAUAUUCAAUAUUAAAAGAAACAUAUUGUGUUAAUCUAAAAAAAUUUAUAAAAUUUGUCAAAAACGUAUUAAAAAAUUCAAAAUAAAAAUUGCAUUACACCAUAAUACGAAAUAUUACAUGAUUUGAAAACGUAUACUAUAUUGUAUAAAAUACACUUCUAUAUUGAACCAAUUAUGAAUAAAAUAGAAAGAAUCAAUUCUUGUCUAAAAUUUCCUUCAGCUUCAUAUUUUUGUUA
Messenger RNA from Condylostylus longicornis, 3890 nucleotides. RefSeq names its product ral guanine nucleotide dissociation stimulator (gene Rgl). Gene Ontology annotation, biological process: positive regulation of GTPase activity; Ras protein signal transduction. Gene Ontology annotation, molecular function: guanyl-nucleotide exchange factor activity. The record is from RefSeq and is a predicted model, not a curated record. NCBI's taxonomy places the organism in Eukaryota, Metazoa, Arthropoda, Insecta, Diptera, Dolichopodidae. The transcript has 7 exons. Gene Ontology annotation, cellular component: plasma membrane. The coding region runs from base 296 to 3475 and encodes 1059 amino acids.